CUACCGCAACAUUGCAUUCUGGGACGUGUCCCCUGUUCGGGUUGUUGAAGUCAAGAUGGCUGUAAACACCAAACAGAGACUAGAGCAUGAAAUAGGCCUUAAAUGAAGUUCCUUAUUCAAUAAAAUCGCCCAUCACCGUCAAGAGCCUUGAGCAGUAACAUAACGAUUUGUUGAACAUUUAUCCAAACUGUGGAGAAAGUGUUAAUUCAUACAGUUACACAGGAUCACGGGCAACUGCGGGAGAACGUCUCGUAUGAAUUCCGACGAGAGGGACUGUGAGUGUGCGCUACCACAGGCCGAGACAUCCCCUGCAGGAGGAUACGACAGAAUACAAGAGGAGUCUGACAUAGAAAACACGGAAGCAAGCCGAAUGAAGCGAGCAGCCGCCAAGCAUCUAAUAGAGCGCUACUACCACCAGUUAACUGAGGGCUGUGGGAAUGACUCCUGCUCGAACGCGUGGUGCUCCUCGUCCAGGGGCUCCCACCGCUUGGACAACAACGCAGCCGCCGUCAAGGCCCUGGAGCUGUACAAGAUCAAUGCCAAACUGUGCGACCCACACCCCUCCAAGAAAGGCACCACAAUGAAUCAUUGUGUAAGGGACGACUUCAAAGAUGUGAAUUACCUAACAGAGGAGAAAGUGUAUGAGAUCCUACACAUCUGUGGAGAGAAGGAGGACUACUCCCCUCUGAUCCGGGUCAUAGGACGGGUGUUCUCCAGCGCAGAGGGCCUGGUGCAGAGCUUCCGCCGGUCCAAACCACCCACCAAGGAGGAGCUGAAGUCCCUCCAGAGCAAGGACGAGGACAAAGACGAGGACGAGGAGGAAGCGGCCGCCUGCUCCGCUGCUGCUAUGGAGGAGGACUCACCCGGUUCCUCUUCCCGGUUAGACGGCGCUGCAUCAGGGGACAAUGAUGUGGGGAAGCUGGGUCCUGAUGAGGUUUCUGUGGACAUCGACGCUGUCAGGAGGGUCUACCAGAGACUGCUGUCCAACGGUAAUAUCGAAACUGCCUUCCUCAACGCACUGGUCUACCUGUCGCCCAACGUGGAAUGUGACCUGACGUACCACAACGUCUACUCCCGGGACCCCAACUACCUGAACUUGUUUGUGGUGGUGAUGGAGAACAGUAACCUCCAUAGCCCAGACUACCUGGAGAUCGCCCUGCCCCAGUUCUGCAGGGCCAUGAGCAAGCUUCCCCUACCCGCGCUGGCCAAGCUGGCCCGCCUGUGGUCUCACUACAGUGCUGAGCAGAUCCACCGCAUAAUGGAGACCUUCCAGCAGCUCAUCACCUACAAGGUGGUCAGCAAUGAGUUCAACAGCCGCAACCUGGUGAACGACGACGAUGCAGUGGUGGCAGCCACCAAGUGCUUGAAGAUUGUCUACUAUGCAAAUGUCAUGGGAGGGGAGGUGGACACGGAGCACAACGAAGAGGAGGACGAGGAGCCCAUCCCUGAGUCCAGCGAAUUGACACUGCAGGAGCUGCUGGGGGAGGAGAGGAGAAACAAGAAGGGCCCCCGAGUGGACCCCCUGGAGACUGAGCUUACCAUCCGGACUUCCGACAGCCGGCGGCCCCUCAUCCCCUUUGAGGAGUUUGUCAACGAGCCCCUGAAUGAAGUCCUAGAGAUGGACAAGGACUACACGUUCUUUAAAGUGGAGACGGAGAACAAGUUCUCCUUCAUGACGUGUCCGUUCAUCCUCAACGCCGUGACCAAGAACCUGGGCCUGUACUACGACAACCGCAUCCGCAUGUACAGCGAGCGACGCAUCACAGUACUCUACAGCCUGGUGCAGGGACAACAGCUCAACCCCUACCUGAGGCUUAAAGUACGCCGAGACCACAUCAUCGAUGAUGCCCUCGUCAGGCUUGAGAUGAUCGCCAUGGAGAAUCCUGCAGACUUGAAGAAGCAGCUGUAUGUGGAGUUUGAAGGAGAACAAGGUGUAGAUGAAGGAGGGGUUUCCAAAGAGUUCUUUCAGCUCGUCGUGGAGGAGAUCUUCAACCCAGAUAUUGGAAUGUUUGCGUACGACGAGCGAACCAAGAUGUUCUGGUUCAACCCGUCGUCGUUUGAAAACGAGGGUCAGUUCACGCUGAUCGGCAUCGUCCUUGGCCUGGCCAUUUACAACAACUGCAUCCUGGACGUUCACUUCCCCAUGGUGGUCUACAGAAAGCUCAUGGGCAAGAAGGGAACCUUCCGGGACCUCGCAGACUCCAAUCCGGUUCUGUACCAGAGUCUGAAGGAGCUGUCAGAGUACGAGGGUAGUGUGGAGGAGGACAUGAUGAUCACCUUCCAGAUAUCCCAGACGGACCUGUUCGGAAACCCCCUCAUGUACGACUUAAGGGAAAAUGGUGAUCAAAUUCCAGUCACCAACGAGAACAGAAAAGAGUUUGUAGCUCAGUAUGCGGAGUACAUGCUGAAUAAGAGUGUUGAGAAGCAGUUCAAAGCCUUCAGAAGAGGUUUUCACAUGGUCACCAACGAGUCCCCGCUGAAAUAUUUAUUCCGGCCGGAGGAAAUCGAGCUGCUCAUCUGUGGAAGCAGGAACCUAGACUUUCAAGCACUUGAAGAAACGACAGAAUAUGAUGGCGGCUACAGCAGAGAUUCACGCAUCAUUAAGGAGUUCUGGGAGACGCUGCACUCGUUUGCUGAGGAGCAGAAGAGGCUGUUCCUGCAGUUCACCACGGGCACAGACAGAGCCCCUGUCGGAGGCCUGGGAAAGCUCAAGAUGAUCAUCGCCAAGAACGGCCCCGACACAGACAGGUUACCCACAUCUCACACCUGCUUCAACGUGCUGCUGCUCCCGGAGUACGACACCAAGGAGAAGCUGAGAGAGAGACUGCUCAAAGCCAUCCUCUAUGCCAAAGGGUUUGGGAUGCUCUGAGGCCAUGGCUGCCACACUGAAAGAGGACUCCUUUUCACAAUCUCCCUCCUUCCCCCAUAUCAGAAAAAAUAAACGAAAGAUGACCAACCAACACAAAAUCGUUCAAGAUUCGAGAUGAGAAAAGGCGAAAAUCAACACAAUGGUUAAUCUAAAGGUAGCGCACUCUAGUAGUGGAGUUUGUCUGUGCCAGCGUCCCGAUCUCUUGGAGCAGCUUCAUUGAACUUCAUGUGAUCUAAAGUACGUUUCAAUUCCCACGUGUGAAUGUGUUCUGAACACAUCCUUUAUCUUAUUUUAUGUACAGGGGAUUGUUUUCCCCCUUAAUAUUUAUUUUAAGGUUGAAAUCGGUUAUUUUGAUCCUUGACUGGAAUAACACCUUUUUUUGUUGGGAAAGGGGAGGGCUGGGAUUAUUUAAUAAUCUGGAUUGUGACAAUGAUGAUGUAGAAACAUUUUACCAUUUGUGAGACAGAAAAGGCUGCAUCCAUUCAUGUAUUGCAGUCCUCUUUGCAGUCUGUUACUUUGCGAUCUUUUGGUUGCAUCGCUGCAGUCAGAAGCUGAUGUGACGAGGGAAACCGUGUGUAUGUGUAUAUGAUGUCCUACCCCCCCCACCCACACACACCUUCCAUAUUAUUUAGCCAAUCGAACCAGACCCCAUUUUCCAUGGAAGUGUUUGGAACUUGGAAAGUAAUUUCAUUCAGACAGCAUCUUCAGAAAAUGUUUACCUUGAGCAUCUGUCCUGAAUGACACCCUAUUCCCUAUCUAGUGUUCUACUGUUGACUAGGGCCCAUUAGGGUGCCAUUUGGGACACAUACAUUAUUUUCGCCAUUGGAGCACUGAGAGUAGACUGAAACUUUGUCGGAGCUGUUGUAAGUGCACUUAGACAUUUUCAGAAUUAUUAUUAUUUUUGGGCUACAAGUACAUGAUUGUUCUCAAAAAAUUUUUUCUGAAGUCUUCCUGUGUUGCCCUUGUCUAACCGGUAUUAUAUUGUAAUCCUCAGUACAUUUAUAUAAUCAGAAUAGCAUUUAUUCUGGUUGUCUACACUUCUAGAAGACCAACCCCAAAUAUGUCCCAGGUUUAUCUUCCUUUUAAAAUCAAGGCAUUUUGUACUAAAUUAAAUGUCUACAGACAUUUGCCAAGUGUUACUGACAAAUCUUUGCUCUCCAGUGAUCCUGGAGCGAUCUAGAAGAUUUGUCUCUGUGUCGAAAAUAACUUACGACAGCCCUUUUUUUAAAUGGUUAAUUUUCGAUUUGGAAAAGCUACUAGCUGUGAAAAUUCCUUCAGCACUGGCACAGUAAACAGUUGAUUUGUUUAUUUGUCUUUUAGUUUCUGGACAAUUCCAUAGGGAUGUAAUCACUGCUUAGGAAUGUCAAUGGAUCCUGAAUCCUGAUGCCGUCUUUCAGUCAGUUGGGGCGUAAGCAGUCAGCCAGCUCGCAGUAAUGUCACUUUUCAACGGUGCUCAGGGCUGCUUGUGAAGAACCUGCCCCAACAAAUACAUUUCAGAUAUUGUGCCCUGAGCCUUCCCUUCCUCCAUCGCUUCUUUGGGUUUCUGCUGUACCUCAUUCAUUUGUAUCUCUGUUUUGUACUGCUGAAGUUGCUGCUCGCCUGUACAUUUAAAAGGACUCCAGGGCCCAGAGAAUGGACAACGUUCACCCUGAUCUUGGAAUUGAAGCAGUCAGUUUAUAGGUUGGUUUGAGUUAACUGUUACCUUUAAAAAAAAAAAAAAAUGUAAUUGAUAAAAAGGCUUAAAAUCAAGUGUUGUGAAAACAUGCUAAAUAAAAGUGACUGCUUUUUUCCAACUUGUACUUGGUGAAGAGUUCAUUUUAAACAUAUGCGAAAAAAAGGAUUUGUAAGACUUUUGAGGAUUGUAUAUGUCAUUUAUGAUUCUGAAUUACUCUUCCACUUUUUUACUGUCUCGUACCCCAGUGAAGUUAACCAAGACAUGUUCAUUUAUUCUACACCAUACAUUCAGUCGAUUGGCUUAAAAGAGCCGAGUUGUUCAACCUCUGAAAAGAGAACAUAUCACUGAAAGGUCAAAUAAAUAUGUUUGCAUUUCA
Oncorhynchus tshawytscha (Chinook salmon) is the source of this 4920-nucleotide messenger RNA. RefSeq names its product ubiquitin-protein ligase E3A-like. Bases 254 to 2869 code for a protein of 871 amino acids. Gene Ontology annotation, biological process: ubiquitin-dependent protein catabolic process; protein polyubiquitination. Lineage: Eukaryota; Metazoa; Chordata; Actinopteri; Salmoniformes; Salmonidae. Gene Ontology annotation, molecular function: ubiquitin protein ligase activity. The record is from RefSeq and is a predicted model, not a curated record. The transcript has 12 exons.